AUGGCAGAGGGAUUUUUGUCCCGAUCAAAAUCAAUGGAGAGGUUAGGUCAUCAUUAUUUUGAAGAGCUACUGUCAAGGUCUUUUUUUCAACAAUCAACAAAUGACGAGUUCGAAUAUACAAUGCAUGAUCUGAUGAAUGACUUGGCCACAAGUGUCGCAGGAGAGUUUUUCUGUAGAUUGGAUGGUGAGAUGGAUGUAUCUGACACAAAUGAAGUUUUUGAGAAGCUUGGUCACUUUUCACUUAUAGCUUCAUCAUCUGGAUCAUAUAGAAAGCUUAAGCAAUUACAAAAAUCUACUCACGUGCACACUUUCUUGGGAAUUUCGAUUUCUGGGUCAGACUAUGUUCAUGAUGAAUUAAUUCAUAAACUACAGUUUGUAAGGGUGCUAGCACUGACUGGAAUCACAAUCACAGAGGUACCAGAAUCCAUUGGUAGUCUCAAGCAUCUACGGUACCUUAAUUUUUCUUUUACUGAAAUCACAUGUUUGCCAGAACAAGUGAGUGACCUUUAUAAUCUACAGACCUUGUUAGUUCAUCAUUGUUCCGAGUUAUCUAGCUUGCCAAAAAGUUUUGCAAAGUUAAUAAACCUGCGACAUCUUGACAUAAGUAAGACUCCGAAUUUAAAUAAGAUGCCUUUAGGGAUCGGUGGGUUGAUGAGUCUACAAACUCUACCCAAAGUCUUUAUUGAAGAAGAAGCAAAGGAUGCCAACUUACAUCAAAAGAAAGGUCUUGAUGUUUUGAAGAUGGAAUGGAGUGAUGUGUUUGAUGAUUCUCGGAAUGAUAUUAUUGAAUAUGAAGUACUUACUGAACUAAGGCCUCAUCCUAAGUUAAAAAAGCUCAAAAUUUUCAAUAACAACGGGAUGCGAUUUCCUACUUGGGUUGGCAAUCCCUCCUUUGAUCAGUUAACAAAGCUUACAUUACGUGGUUGUAGAAGUACACAUCUACCAACACUUGGAUGUCUAGAUUCUCUUAGGAAGUUGGUUGUUGAAAGCAUGAGUGAGGUGAAGAGUGUGGGUUUUGAGUUUCUCGCACCUGUAAGUUCUUUUAUUGGCAUUGGAUUUCCAUCGCUUGAAGUUCUGAAAUUUAAAGAUAUGCAAGGUUGGCAGAGAUGGUUGAUUAAUAGUGGGGACGGACAUGAAACUCCUAGAUCAUUUCCUUGUCUUCAUGAGAUCUGUAUAGCCAAUUGUCCAGAACUAGCUGAAGUUUCAAUCGGAUUGAUACCUUCACUUCGGGUUUUAUAUAUAGAAGAAUGUUCCAAAAGAGUGUUAAGAAGCAUGAUUGGUUUGUCCUCAUCACUUGUUAGAUUGAAAAUGCUGAAUGUUAAAGCACUUAGUCAACUACAUGGAGAAGAUUUAAUGCAUCUUGGGGCACUUGAACAUCUAUAUCAGGAACUGUGA
Molecule: messenger RNA, 1395 nt
Organism: Lactuca saligna
Lineage: Eukaryota; Viridiplantae; Streptophyta; Magnoliopsida; Asterales; Asteraceae
Source: the annotation of a GenBank genome assembly